AUGGCCAAAAAUCCCCUCUAUCCUGGGUUCAAGAAGAGCCUCAACCUUGGAAGUCUCUAUGCAACCUUGACGAAGCAUCAUAAUGGCACAUUGAAGAAGAGCUCCUCUGGUAGAUCUUUUGCCUCCAUCGGAGUCGAAGCCAAUGCCGUUGUUGGUCACUCCAGCGGUGAGAUGGCUGCCACAUAUGCUGCUGGUGCCACCACAGCCAACGAGGCCAUCACAAUUGCCUAUCAUUGUGGUAUUAUCACUAAGCUACCAAAAAAGCAUGAAGCCAUGGUGGCCAUUGGCACCGGUGCCGAUGAUGUACAAUAA
This is a messenger RNA of Penicillium taxi, 312 nucleotides long. RefSeq lists its product as uncharacterized. The coding region runs from base 1 to 312 and encodes 103 amino acids. Lineage: Eukaryota; Fungi; Ascomycota; Eurotiomycetes; Eurotiales; Aspergillaceae. Gene Ontology annotation, molecular function: transferase activity. The transcript is spliced from 2 exons. The record is from RefSeq and is a predicted model, not a curated record.